Molecule: messenger RNA, 2619 nt
Organism: Protopterus annectens (West African lungfish)
Lineage: Eukaryota; Metazoa; Chordata; Ceratodontiformes; Protopteridae
Gene: TMEM79
Product: transmembrane protein 79
Exons: 4
Coding region: 837-1958 (373 amino acids)
Biological process (GO): regulated exocytosis
Cellular component (GO): lysosomal membrane; trans-Golgi network membrane
Source: RefSeq, a predicted model, not a curated record
AAAAGAUUUGAAACUGUCUCAGGUGCACUGCUUAUCAUAUGGGCCACUCCUGAUUAUAAUGUUAUUACUACCUAUUAGAUUUUAGCUACAUAUUUGAAGUCGUCCCAUUCUCACACUUUCUUAACUAACGAAACAAUUCUAACAGGUAGUAAAUCGUUAUCAAUUAGUUGGAUCAGAUGCUAUGCUUACUAAGUAAUACAUUAGAAAACUCCAACUUGGCGUUAUUUACCUGGCAAUAGUCAAUUAGCAAGCAGUGGGCGGGUCGGAAUAGUACCGGGGGUGGGGUAGAUUGUGUGCUUCACCUUUACGACCGAAACUGCGUUGGUAAUUGUUUAUACGUUGAAAGACACCUAACGCCACUGCUGAUAAGUCCCACAAGGAAACAGCAGGGAUUUUUAAGACGUUGUUUCGGUUUGGAUUUACGUAUGAGUUAAUUGUGCUGUUAGUGUUUGGAAGAUACUACUGCUAUUGCUGUGUUGAAGAUUUACUUAGUUGGAAGUUUUUCGCUACGGAUUUAAAAUGAAGUCAUUUUUACAGUUAAACUGAUUUUGCACUGUCAUCAGGGUAUAUGCAUGCAGUAUUUUUGGAGGUGCUGUGAACACAGCUAGCUAAAGAUUGCUAGGCAUUAAAAAUUGCUGUACUCUUACUAAGCAACAGUAAUUGGCCAGUGGACCUUCUUCCAUGAUCGAUAAUUUCAUGAAACAGUUCCGUUUUAUAGAUUCUGUAGGUGACCGUGUCUACUGAUACUAAUCCCUGUAUCUGUAAAUUGUUGCAAAAGUGGAGAAACAGCACUAGAAGCCGAUACCUGUUUGCCUUUGGUUCACCUUGCCACCACCAUGGAAUGGCCUGGCAGUAAAUCGGACUCUCUCAGUGAUGAUGACAAGCUUGCUACUACAGUACUGUCAAUGGAUCUGCUUUUUGCAACAUCCACACAGCAAGACUCGAUCUUCUUGGAUUCUGAUGAGAAGGAGCACAACUGUGUGGAACAAAGUGAGAUUCUUCAGGAUGCCAGUGAAACUCUGAACAUGGAUGAAACAGAUGAAAAUGUAAUGCCUCCGUCUGCUGCACAAGUUUUUGUUCCUAGUAUUCAAGUUGUCACAGGCUGUUCCUCCAAAGGGAAUGAUCAGUGGACUUCAUUGAAUGGUUCCAGUCAAAGCAGAGAUGAAUUUCAGGAGAAGAAUGAUGUGACAUUGUUUUGUGCUGAGAACCCUGAUCUUGAAAAGCUCCCUUUCUUACCAGGAGGUGAGCAGCAUCACUUGGCCCAUAGCGGAACCCUUCUCCAUCAGCCAGCAGAUUUAGAGUGGCCAGAUAUUGAGGAACCUGAAAUGAAGACUGGCUGCACAUGUUGUGAUUGCUGGAGCCAUGCAAACCUCAAGGCAAUGGCAUCGUUGGUAGGCGCACUGAUCAUCUUUCCAUGUUUUCUUUACGGAGCCUAUGUAUUUUUGCCUUUUGAUGUACCCUUAAUGCCAACAAUGGAGGCGCGUUUGAUCUACACCCUUCGAUGUGGGGUUUUUGCCACUUUUCCAAUCAUCCUGGGUAUAAUUGUCUAUGGAAUAUCUCGUGUCUGUUCUUCUUCUAUUGAUCCAUUUGCCGAAUUGAAACGGGAGGUAGAGCUCCAUCGACUUUAUGUGGCAGACUCUGUUCAACAUUUUGUGUUGUAUUUUUUCAAUUUAGCAGUCUUGUCCACCUUCCUGCCACAGGAACUGCUGAAGGUUCUGCCACUCCUUACUGGGCUUUUUGCUCUGUCACGGCUGAUAUACUGGGUGUCCUUUGCAUUCAGCCAGGCAUUCCGAAGCUUUGGAUUUGGUCUCACAUUUUUGCCACUGGUGUCCAUGAUGCUGUGCAAUUUCUACUACAUGUUUAUUCUUGAACCAGAGAAGGUAUUUGCCAUGGAUGGGAUGGAAACCUCUGAGGCAGAAACUCCAGCUCCUGCACCGAAACAGAGAUUCUGGGGUUGAAGAACAAAACAUUAUGAAGAAAAUCUAAAGUACAUAAGUAGUGUUGUGAAGUAUCGACCUGAUUUGUUGUUGCCCAGGAAACUGAUGCAAAAGUGAUGGACACUGCAUCUUUAAACAAUUAGUACAUCUUAAUAGUUGAGAGGCUUGUAGAUUUGAUGUGCUUUCUUGAUGUGUUCUAUCAGAAAUACUUCUUUGUUUACAUAGGUGUACAUGCUUUGAAGAAUACCAUAUUGAAGAUAAGUAAAAGGAAGGCCAUAAAAUAUUUAACAUAACUAUCAUUGGGAUGGUGAAAGAACUCAGUAUUUUCCUUUUCAGUGAAGAAUACACAAAAUAAUUGUUGACUGACUGUAGUUUACUAGAAUAAGAAGUGUAGGAAGUGGCAGUGAUAUUCUGUCCAAAUACACCGAAUGCAUAGGCUACAAAAUGGAACCAUUUUAGUCCAUGUUUUGGCAUGGUGCUUUAAUAGGUUAUUCACCCUGUCACUGCCAUAAAGCUUGUGUAGCAUGACCAAAAAUGCCAUGUGCUUCUGAUUUGGUUCUCCUGUGUUUUUUUCUUGGAUAGUUCUGUAUUCCAAUGACACUCAAUGAUAAAAUGUCAUUUUAUUUGUGUGUGUGUGAAUGUGUGUGUGAAUGUGUGUGUGAAUGUGUGUGUGAAUGUGUGU